UGGGGUGCGGCGAAACUAGAGGAGAGCACAGCUAUCGAUCGAUAGCGACGCCUGUGCAGUGAGCGAGCCCGUGUGCCAUGCCACGAUCGACGACCGUAGAGCCCAGGGGAAACAAUCGCGUCGUCUCUUUGACAUAGCUCUCGCGCUACGAGAGACGACGCGCGAGAACGGCGGAGCGUUGACAGUGGUUGUUGUUGUUCCCUUUCACGUGCUCUCCGUGCACCGGCGAUCUCCGUGAGCAACCGUGUAUGUCCCUCGCGUUCCUGGCGCGAAGGGGACAUCGCAUCUCCACCGAACUUCGGCUUGCGAGCCACGCAGCCCGGCUGACAGACACGCCGUUCGCGACGCGACGGCGGCAUCCUCGGCGCGGCGAUAAACGUCGUCAUGUGGCUGACAGUGCGAGAUACAUUAGGUGCGCCGAGAGAGUGGUGAAUAUUCGUGCGUAUUUAUAGAACCGCGCCGGUUCUUCGCUCCGUUUUAUCGGGGGUCUCCCAUCGCCCGACGACGACGACGACGGGUUCGCUUUAAUAAUCGCGACGAGAAUUAACCCCCGAAAAACAAAGCGCGAUUCUAACGCAGUUGAUAUAAAUUGCUGAACACAUAUAUAUUGUCUGCAGUCCCGCUUAAUUAGCGCAACUACGUAACGCGUAGUUACGCGUAGUUGCGCUACCAUAACAGUUAGUUUAUGAUUAUGCCUAGUCUGCAGGAAACCACCGUGGAGGCAAGUCAAGUGGAGUAUAAUUACCUGCAUAUUUCUAUUAAUGAGGACAGGCUCGCAAAAAAAUUAUCGCGUAAUGGAGAAAUUGAUUUUAAAAUAGAAAAUUUUUAAAAAUAAAUAGUUUUUAAAAAGCGUAAAAUAACUCAGUAUUAAAUCGGGAAAUAUCAAGGAAUGUGUGUAUUUCGUUUUUAAUAUCUCUCACAUUUGAUGGAAAGUAUAUUAUUUGACCACUGGUGCAAAUAUGAAUAGUUCAAAUAGUCAUCAUGAUGAAAAGUUAUUUCUUUCUCGUUCGUCAGAAAUGACAUUUUUUCCAUAAUUUUUUUUAAGUACGAAAACAUCGAAUAAUUUAAAAUUUUCAAGUUUGCAUAUAGCGCGUUCCAGUAUGCUCCUUCAUACAUUAUUCUUUUCUAUACACAGUAGAACAUUUCCAUAGAACAUUUCUAAUAAGCAUCGAAGGCUAGUAACUUUCUAAGUAUCCUCAAUCAAAGUUGAUUCGAGAGAGAUUCGCUGAUAGAAAUCAUAUGAUAAUUUAUUCGAUUUUCGCUGAGUGUCACGCGUGACACACUAAAUGACCGCGAAAGUCGAUAUCUGAUGGCUGAUGAAGGCGCAGGUUCAAAUAUCAAUCUUGAGAAAAGUUCUUGAACCUUGACUUCAAGAGAAUACAUAAUUAUCGAUUACGUAGCUACAUAUGUUGAUGCCUAUAUACAUCAGUUGUAAUACGAUACUUAAUUCUUAGCUAGCUCCGCGACUCAGAAAUUGUUCUUUUCUAUAAUAUAGAAAGGAGAGGAAAAAAGUUCACCCAGGUUAUAGUUAAUCGAUUAUGAGAUAAAGAUAGAAAUAGAUAGGCAGAGAAAGUGGGAGAAAGAGGGAGAGGAGAGAAGAAUGAUAUAAUAGUAAAAUUCAUACGUAUGUUUACCAUCAAGUUAAAUGUUGACAAUAAAUCACAGAAAAAGGAGCAUCGAGCCGCAACAAGGUGGAAGUGUUGUAAAAUUUUAAAUGAAGAAAACAAAUUGACAAACGUUUCGGCCCCUUAUGGGACCAUCUUCAGUGUCAAAUAACAAUUAAGUCCAAAUUUUGAAAAAGUUACACGUUACAUACUCUUACACUAAAAUUAACGCAACUAAAUUGCGUUAUUUGGACUUAAUUGUUAUUUGACACUGAAGAUGGUCCCAUAAGGGGCCGAAACGUUUGUCAAUUUGUUUCCUUUAUUAAUAUAUAGAAUUUUACAACACUUCCACUUUGUUGCGGCUCGAUGCUCCUUUUUCUGUAAUUUAUUUUUAAUCUUGUGAGUCUUUUUGAUAUAUAUUAAAUAUUGACAAUUUUUAGAAUUUUCUUGAUAUUCUUAUGAAAAAUUGAAUUUAACGGCAGAGUCUUUAAAACAUUUGUUGAUUGGCAAAAAAUUUACAAAAAAUUCUGAGAAAAAGUCGUUAUCUGUUGCACUUUUUCAAAAUUAUACAUUAGAUAUUUUAAUAAGUACAACUCAAAUAUCAUUUUAAGAAAAAUGAAGUCUAUUCAAUUUUACGUAAUUAAUAGACUUAUUUCAAUUGCACACGCGUGAAAGGUAUACACGUAGAAAAUAGAACGUUUUGCAACCAAUGCACUUGAAAAUUACUUAUAUAUAUUAUAUUUUAGAUUUUGUUUAAAAAAAUAAAAAUUGAGAUAUAUCGAUACUUUUAUUAGGUAAUAUUAUGGUUUUAAAAAAAAUUACUUAGUAUAGAUGUAAAGUAUGCUUUCGCUUCCUUAUAACAUCGCGAGACGGAGUAUACUUCACCACGCCUACGUAGUGACGGCGUUGCAAGCCGUUUAGCACCUUACCUGCACAUUCCAGCUCUACAGAUUAGAUCAAGGACUCGUGAUUAGAUAAUAGUUUCUCCAUCUCUGCAUUAAUCCGCUACAUGUGUGGUAUCAUAUGUAAUCCAUAAUAUCUAUUAACAGUCUCACCAUAAUUAUCUUUCCAGCUAAAAAUAAAUUUACUUUUAUAUACUGCAUAUUUCAUUAAAAUAAAGCUAUAAUAAUAGUAUGCUGGCGUUCUACAAAAACUACAUAUUUCUAGCUGACACCUCUGUCUGGUCACUGCAUAUCAAAUUAUGACGUGGAAGCGAGAAACUGUGAUUUCUAUUUAUAGUAUAUUUAUAUCGAAAUUAAUAAUUUUAUCGCACGUUUAUUAUAUAUCAAAUCUAAUUGAUAAAAAAACUUGCAAUAUAUAUAUGUGCCAAUUUCCUUUUCAGCUUCUGACUUAAUGAAUGCUGCAAUUAAGCAACACGAUAUAAUUAGGUCAAUUUUUAUUGAGUAUAUGUACGCGAAUUAAAUUACACGGCCAUUUAUUGAUGAACGAAUAUUUAAAAAAGGAGUCUUUGGUAUAUUUAAUCUAUUCUAUCAUAUGAGAAAAGAAAUCAUUGUUCUCAUUUGUACAUGAUAUUAGAAAACGAUUAAUUAGGGUUUCUUCCUUCUAACGUUCUAAUCAAACAUGGCCGCCAUAACAGAACGGAAGCCUUAAGUAACUUCUUGGAAAGGUUUCUGAUUAAAAAUUAAUUUUUUCACAUCCUGAUUUUAUCGUCUUUAUCUCUAAGUUGUCGUCUGUGUAUCAUAUAUAGUUGUUACUCUGGAAACCGCGAAGAAGCGUCGGACGUUCGGCAUGACGUAAAAGCUAGCUGCAGUUACGGCGGAAGAAAUUGAAACGGUUGAAGCGCCGUGCGACAGAAAGGAAGACAAAUAGAUAGAUAGAAAAAAAACGGACAAAGUGCAAAAAUGUCCGAAAAUGAAACGAAGUCGGCUUCGCCGAUACCCGCGGUUAUGUGCGCGCAAUGCUGCAGCAACGACGACGGUGGUGACAAUGACAGUGGCGGCGGGGGCGGCGGUGGAGGUGGCGAUGGCAGUCAGACGACCAUGCAAUGCCCGGCUCUACAGGUCACCUCGCGGAUGCUGCGCUCGCCGAGUCACGAGAGCGUCACCACCGAUCUGUCGCUCUUCAGCGUGUCGUCGAUCGCCAGCGAUCUGCGCAGCGCCAACAGGUUGGUCACCUUCAAGUCCUACAGCGACGCGCAGCUCACCGGACGGGGGCCCUCGCCGAAACCGGACUCCCGACAGAUUCAGGGCAACAGGCCGGCGGACAUUCCCGAGAUUUUAUGGUUCGAGGAGGAGAACGAACUGAUCCGCAGUUGCGGUGUUCUAUCGUCAGCAUUGGGAUUGCGUAAGAGCUUCAGCACAAGCGAUGUAUCGCAGCUUCCCAGCCCAGACGCGGCUGGGGCCGGUGGCCUACGAACGGCGGUAUCCGCGCUGGCCCUCGACACUGCCCAGCGAAACACCCUGUUGCUGGAGCACGCCAGGCUCGAUCACGCUUCGAGGUCCUGCAGCACCUGGGUCGCCGUAGGCGAGCCCGUGGCCAGCACGUCCCAACUUCCCAGCCCGCAUGGAGGAGCCGCGCAGGAGCAACAGCCUCAGCAACAACAGCAAGCGCAGCAAUCUUCUUCAAACGCUCAAUCGGUGCCGCAGCUACCACCGCAACCACCGGCACCGCCGCCACCACCACCCGUGCCCUUCACUGGAGCGGAUCUCGUCAGGUCCGUCAAUAAGAAAGUCCGACAGAAUUACAUACGACGAAGGCUACUGACCACGUAUCGCGCUUUGGAGCGCCUCUCGCAGAGUGAAUUUAAUCUAGACCAGCUAGAAGCGGCGGCUACCGCGGCGCAGAGCUCUCACGGAACCACUUUGCUGGUGCCCGGAACGACCGGCGGAGUUCCUGGUGCUUCCUUGAUCGGGCGGAAGGAGCGAAAUCACGCGUUGACGGUACGGGACGUCGAGAGGGAACGUGGGAAUCAGCUGUCCAAGUAUGAGAGGAACAUGAUGAUCUUUAAUUGGCUCCACACCUUGGACGACAGCGCGGUCGUAGACAGCGUCGAAUAAGGGACAAGGAGACCUCUCCAGCAUCUCCCCAGCAGUUCCGACAACGUGCGACCUACCGUGCCUAAGUCUCUUCCUCCUCGAUAUUACUUUAUCGAAGACGCUUCGUUGAUACCAUAUUGUCGCAUUUCGAAGAACACCGCUAAUAUGUAAGACUUCUGAUCUUGUUGUUAGCUAUAUUGAAUUAUGACAUCUAAAGCGAAGAAUUAUAUGAAUCUUUCUCUUACACUGUUCACCGAAAUAAAUAAGUUUUUUUUUUCAAAUGCUCCACACUCUCAUUUGGUAAAACAAAACAAAAUAAUGCAUAAAAUGCAUUUCCCUCUUAGUCCUUCUUCAUUAAUUCUCGUCUAGUGGAUGCCGAGUUUAUUCAGAUCAAUCUCUGCUGAAUCAUCAAAGAUGUCUUUUACCCUUUAUUUAUUUUACCCUUCCCUCAUGUUUAGAUAUCAUGGGAUGCAUUUUAGACAGUCAGCAGAAAGAUGAGUUGAUAUUCAACAGAGAUAAGAUACGUAUUUGUCAGGCGAGAAUUAAUAAAUAAUUAUGUAAUUCAAGUUAAAUGUACUCUCUAUGUUUAAAAAAAAAUAAGCCUCAUAAUUAAGAUUAUUAGGAUUUACAGUUAUCUUAUGAAUUGAAAAAAGAAUUCGGUAUAAACGUAUUUUAUCAUCUUAUAAACUUAUUUUGUUGAAUACAAAUAAUAGCAUGUGUAAAAAGACUAAUUUAUUCUAAUGUACAUUGCGAGAAUAAAUCGCUACAAUGAAUGUGAUGUAUAGUAUGAUUUCAUAAGCGUGGUCUAUCGCGUGUGAUGUCAUAAUCCAAUAUGGCUGCUAUAAUGAGCCAGGAGCUAUAAGCUAAAGUAACUAUCGCAAAAACAUCCGUCCCUCCUCGUCCAGCGAUUGGUGUCGCUUAACGAGUGUAUCCGAAGCAUUUCGUGUAAAGCGAAAUCCCGUUCUAUUGGCUACAUAUACAAAGGACUUAUACGGGCGUUAUAGCGAUUUCGGUUGCUUAAUUACUCCACACUGAUGCGCACUAAAGGCAUGUAAUUAUCUGACAAAGAAACAUAUAUAAAUAUGUAACAAUAUAAAUCAAAAUAUAAAAGACACGUAUUCUUUUACAGGUGCGUUAAAGAGAAACAUCCCCUUGAAAAUGAUCGACUUUUAUGUUUAUAAGCGUAUAUUGCUGAAACAGUAAAUAUGGAAAAACAUUUUAAACAAAAGUUUUGUUUAAAACAAAAGUUCUGUUUUAAACAAAAGUUUUGUAGUUUUGAAAGCACACUAUUUAAAUAUUUCAAAUUUUUCGAUAAAAUGUAAUAUCUCUCGAAAUAUCCCACCGCCCAUUAUCGUUUUUGAGAAUUCAACUCAUUUUUAUGACAAAAUUAGAGCUUAUUUAAAGAUAAAUUCAACAAUACGUAAAAAAUUCUAAAAUUCUCAGAAACGAUAGUGAGUGGCGAGACACUUGCACGUGUUUCUUUUUAAGUGUAAAAAUAUACGUAUUUUAACUGAUAAAAUAUCCAAUGUAUUAUUAUAUUAUUUAGAAGAACAUAUGUUGACUAUUUCACGGUUAACAUACUUAUACUCUGCUGCUGUUGCAGAGUAUAUGUCGAAUAAAAUAGUCUUUAUACGCAUUAGUGUGGAAUAUUGAAGGCAACUAAAUUGGUUAUUAGAAACAAAUUGAGGAAUCGACUUGGAAAUAUCUCUAAGUGUAGUACGAGGAGUAUACACUAGUACGUGUAUACUUUUGGCAUUCUAGUGAUCAGCUGAUUAUAGAAAUCUUUUAUCUAUAAUAUUUUAUCCAAAUAAUUUAUUGCUUAAAUUAAGGAAAUAACUUUUGAGAUUAGAAAUAUUUCUACGAUCUAAUGAUAACAACAUGAUCACAACGUUUCUGUGCGAGAUUUCAUGGAACUUUUUCGUAGAAACUUUCCUACAAGUCAGUAUUCGUAAAUUCAGUUUGCCAAGAGAUUUAAUAGGAUGGAUUUAGAGGCUGAUUUUAAUAAGCCGUAAUUUAACAAUUCAGUAAUUCCGUAGCGAGCGUUUAUAUUGAAGGAAACCAAUAUAUAAACUGAGAGAGUAUACAUCUUGCGUUAAGUACUUAGACACAUAUCGAUAAGAAGUUUUUAAUCAGCGGAGAGUAUUCGAGAGGUACCAAGCUGUUGCUGGAACGACGAAAUUUUAACAAUAAUUGUAGACUAAGAACCAUACCGUUUUGCAUUUCGAAUUUGCAGUUAGCAUGGAUAAUAUCCGAAAUCGAAAAGGAUACCGUGUGUAAAGAUUUAACGAUGCGACACGCAAUCCAAGGAAGCUAUCUACUUGAGAUAUGAAGGAUGAUACGCGCGAUUUAGCGUACUAGGACUUUUGUGAUUGUACACCCGGUAUGAAGACUAGUCGUUUGAAAUUCCGUUUAUUUUGAACGGUUAUAUGAAGAACUUGUUGGUGCCGGUGAUAAAUUUACUCAGAGUACAUGCUAAAAGUAUUUAAUUCUAUGAGUGUGUUCCUUAUGAAAGUCUUAAUUAUCCAGUGUAAGCAGAAAAUCCGGAACUAUUGUACUUCCUGUCAUGACUAAUUAACGACAGAUCACAUCAGUAUUAUGCGCCGCAGCCCAGGGUGAUACUAAAGUGUUUUUGGAAUAGUAAAUGGAUGUGUGAUCACUCACGCGCGCACGCGCGCGCGCACACACACACACACACACACACACACACACAAUUAAUGUGCUUUUAUGUAUAUUAAAUGUUUCCCCCCUUCCAUAUGUAAUAUCCGCUAACAUCGCGAUAUUAUCUGGUGCAGAACGUAAUGGAGCAAAUAUAAGAUUUAUUAAGUAUUCCAUA
This is a messenger RNA of Temnothorax curvispinosus, 7433 nucleotides long. RefSeq lists its product as uncharacterized. The record is from RefSeq and is a predicted model, not a curated record. The coding region runs from base 3467 to 4621 and encodes 384 amino acids. NCBI's taxonomy places the organism in Eukaryota, Metazoa, Arthropoda, Insecta, Hymenoptera, Formicidae. The transcript is spliced from 3 exons.